This is a messenger RNA of Miscanthus lutarioriparius, 468 nucleotides long. The record is from the annotation of a GenBank genome assembly. NCBI's taxonomy places the organism in Eukaryota, Viridiplantae, Streptophyta, Magnoliopsida, Poales, Poaceae.
AUGGGCAUCGUCGACGUCGUCUCCGAGUACUGCUCCUUGCCGAGGACUCGCCGGCAUCUCAAGAAGAGGAAGCAGUUCCAGACGGUGGAGAUGAAGGUGCGGAUCGACUGCGAAGGCUGCGAGCGGAAGGUGAAGAAGGCGAUGGAGGACAUGAAGGGCGUGAGCUCGGUGGAGGUGACGGCGAAGCAGAACAAGGUGACGGUGACGGGGUACGUGGACGCCGCCAAGGUGAUGCGCCGCGUCGCCUACAAGACGGGCAAGCGGGUGGAGCCGUGGCCCUACGUGCCCUACGAGAUGGUGGCGCAUCCCUACGCGCCGGGGGCCUACGACAAGAAGGCGCCCGCCGGGUACGUCCGCAACGUCGUCGCCGACCCCACCGCCGCGCCGCUCGCCAGGGCGUCGUCCACUGAGGUCAGGUACACCGCGGCGUUCAGCGACGAGAACCCAAACGCCUGCUCCGUCAUGUAG